AUGGCUCCUACAUCGAGAGGAGUUGAAAUGAUAAGCAUCGUUACGGUGCUUGUUAGUCUCGCAUUUUUAGCAGUCAUUCUACGCAUAGUCGCCCGAUUCAAACGCAAAGUACAUUUUGGGGUGGACGACUACCUAUGCUUCGCAUGCAUGCUCCUGCUAAUCGGCAUGCUCAUUGAACUCUCACUUUGGGUUACCAUCGGCGGCAACGGCUCUCAUCAAAGCAACUUGAGCAACGAGACAAUGAUGAACUUCUACAAGAUCUUCCUCGCCAACCAAUUCACCUACUUCUCCCUCUGUCCCCUCAUCAAAGUGUCAAUCGUCUGCUUCUACCGCCGCAUCUUCACCACCCGCACCUUCCAAUGGACAUCCUUCAGCAUCAACGUCCUCAUAAGCCUCUGGGGCCUGGGCGUCUUCCUCGCCUGCGCUCUCCAAUGCCGCCCCCUAAAAGCCUACUGGGACCAAAGCGUCGACGGCCAAUGCCUAGACGGCUAUACCCUAAUCGUUGUCAACCAAAUCUUCAACGUGGUCAUGGAUUUCGUCCUCCUAGCCCUCCCCAUCCCCUUAAUCUGGGGUCUCCACCGCGCCUGGCAAGACAAACUCGCCAUCAACGGCGUCUUCGCUCUCGGCGGCUUCGUUUGCUUCGCGAGUAUCUUCCGCGUUGUCGUCCUCUUCUGGAUCAAUGAGUCGGAUAUGACCUAUACCGUCUAUCAAGCUACGCUAUGGACGCAUAUUGAGCCCUCCAUUGGGCUGAUUUGCUCUUGUCUGCCCACCAUCCGAGGCCUGUUUCCGAGAGGAAAGCUCUCGAGCAAUAACUACAAGUACCGGAACGAGGUCCCCUAUUAUGGGAAUACCGAUGUCAGUACCUCGAACUUUGUGGCUACGGGUCGCAAGACUUCCACUGCGGAGUCUAUUAAGUUGGAAAAUGGUGUCCCGAGAAGGUCGGAUUCGAGUGAGGGCGGUCUGCCCUCCAGUGUUAAGAGUAAUGAUACUAGCUGGCUGGAUAUUACCGUUCGCACGGAGAUUGAUGUUAGGCAAGAUCAUCUGCCGCGGUAUUUGAGAUGAGGUCGAUGGACUGUCGGACUUGGUUCUUCUACAGACCUUCUUUCGCCUCGGCUUUUGUAUAUGCCAGUCGAGCUUGACGCUCUUGUGGCGAGCAGCGCCGUUAUGAGCGAUCGUGUCGGGGUGUUUGACAUCCAUCCCCCUGAGCUUCGAUUUUAUGCAUCGUGCCUGAAAUGGUACAGACCAAUCCGCAUAGCGGUGUCGCGCACAGCUAUAUGGCACGUCGCUGUAUCCCUGCGCGUGCAUAUGCUACGACCUGCCACAGCAGAUGACAUUUGUCUCUUUGCAUACACAAAGAGGCAACUCGGAAUUGUCCAUGGGUACACAGACUUGGAUGCCCCUUUGGCUUGAGACAUGGCCAAUUUUAAUAAUCAUCCGAGCCGCUCGAUACAUCACUUCCGACACAGGUCACA
Messenger RNA from Aspergillus piperis CBS 112811, 1472 nucleotides. RefSeq lists its product as uncharacterized. Lineage: Eukaryota; Fungi; Ascomycota; Eurotiomycetes; Eurotiales; Aspergillaceae. The transcript is spliced from 3 exons. Bases 1 to 1062 code for a protein of 353 amino acids. The record is from RefSeq and is a predicted model, not a curated record.